AUGACUUACCGCCUACACGACUCCCAGUCGUAUGCUGGAUCGAGCACCGAAAGUGUUGCUGGGCGCUGUGUUGAUCAUGGUGUCCAAGCAAAUACGGAGCAAGAAUGUACUGAUGAUCGACAUUUACCUAGUGGUAAGAGAGCGAUGUACGUCUACUGCUACGCCAACGUGCAUGGGCUUGUGCCAUCGUACCGGCAGAUUGCGAUUUUCCCAGAUGAUGUAGAGGAGAUCGAUCUUACAUAUGCGGAUACGAAAUGGCUAUUUCGCCUGCUUGGGCAAGGGCGACUUCGGACUGGAGGGAGACUUUCUACCUCCCCUCCCACCAAAUAUCCGCUUGGAUGCAGUCAAGUCUAUUGA
This is a messenger RNA of Penicillium concentricum, 357 nucleotides long. RefSeq lists its product as uncharacterized. The transcript has a single exon. The record is from RefSeq and is a predicted model, not a curated record. The coding region runs from base 1 to 357 and encodes 118 amino acids. Lineage: Eukaryota; Fungi; Ascomycota; Eurotiomycetes; Eurotiales; Aspergillaceae.